UGUCAUUGUUUUCCCUCCAAAAGUACAAAAGAGGCAAAUAUUAAACUGUAUUUAUUACCUAUAAUUGUGAAUCUUAUUUGUAUUAUUUAGAAUAUUAGCUCAAAAAGGUAACAAAUAAAUUUUUGUGCACCUUAUUUCUUCGUCAGAAGCUCCCACAUAUUUAACCGUUCCUCAAUUUCAUAGAAAUGAUUGUAAAACGUGGUGCUCUUAUUGUAAUUGAGGGGGUGGACAGGACAGGCAAAACUACACAAGCAAAAUUGUUAGUCGAAAGUUUAAAGAAGAGAAAAAUACAAGCUGAAUAUAGAAAUUUUCCCAAUAGAAAUACAGAGAUAGGCAAAGUAAUUAACAGUUAUUUAACAUCACAGACAGAUCUUCCUGAUGAAGCAAUUCAUCUGCUGUUUUCAGCAAAUCGUUGGGAGAAAUCACGUGAUAUCCUCGAUUUGCUUGAGAAAGGCACAACAGUUAUUGUGGACAGAUAUUGCUAUUCAGGAGUGGCAUUUUCUGCUGCCAAAGGCCUUGACUUGAAUUGGUGCAAGUUUCCUGACAUUGGUUUACCAAAACCUGACAAGGUAUUCUUUCUCACAUUACCUCUGGAAGUGAUGCAGCAAAGAAAUGGAUUUGGCAAUGAAAGAUAUGAAGUUCCUGAAUUCCAAAAGAAAGUUAUAGAAAUGUAUGGACAAUUAAAAGAUAAUGAUUGGGACAUAAUGAAUGCAAACCGAACACUAGAAGUUAUUCAAGAGGAGCUCUUUCAAAGUACUCUCAAUGUGAUUAAUACAGUUGAGCAUACAUCUAUUGGAAAACUAUGGGUAAAGAAGUAAACUAUGAGAAAAUGUUGACUUGAAAUGAAACUUAUACAAAAAUGAGAACAAAUUGGUUUAUCUUAUCUAUUUUAAGCAUCUAGGUGUAGAAUUGAUUUAAGAUAUUUUAAAUAAUGGAUCUCUUCAUUGAGGUUGAUCCUAUUUGAAUUGAAUGACUACCAAACAUCACAUUUGGACUAAGCUCAGUGAUUUAGUACUAUUGUAGGAUAAGUUUUUGACUUUUAGAAUAAGAUGAAAAUUGUAUGUUGCACGCAUAACAUCAUUUUUGGCCUAUUAUUAAUUAGUAUAUAUUAUUGACGUCCUAAAACACGAAGAUUGUACAAGUGAACAAAAUAUGAGGAAAAGAGAUAAUAACACUAACCAGGUAUGGUUACUACCUAUACUAGAAACUUAUCAAAUAAUAUUCCAUAAGAUGACUGAUUCAAAAAAUAAUUUUACGACCUUGAAAGGUGUUUCCCCCUAUUGUGGUAUUUUUUUGCUCAUUGACGUAAAUGAGUUAAAAACGUCGAAAUCUAAGAUUUGGUAGACAGUAAUAUCUCUAUAUUUUUAGAUAAAUGUUGUUUUGUGUAUGCACAAAUGAAUCAAUAUUUACAAUUAUUUAAUAUUAUGUGUAAAC
Messenger RNA from Pieris brassicae (large cabbage white), 1434 nucleotides. Its product is annotated as thymidylate kinase. The record is from RefSeq and is a predicted model, not a curated record. The coding region runs from base 186 to 818 and encodes 210 amino acids. Lineage: Eukaryota; Metazoa; Arthropoda; Insecta; Lepidoptera; Pieridae. Gene Ontology annotation, biological process: dTTP biosynthetic process; dTDP biosynthetic process; dUDP biosynthetic process. Gene Ontology annotation, molecular function: dTMP kinase activity; ATP binding. Gene Ontology annotation, cellular component: cytosol; mitochondrion; nucleus. The transcript is spliced from 6 exons.